AUGUCACCACCCAGCUCAACCGAUACUGCCAUCACCGUCGGAUCUCACAAUGACGAAGGGCGCGAAACCGAGAGCUUGUCCGAGAGCGUGCUAGAACACAUGUAUGAACAUAGACUGCGAUACCAUGCAUACCGGGCUGGAAAAUACGCCUUUCCCAACGAUUUGGUCGAACAGGACCGCGACUUCAUGAAGCAUCUCAUCAGCAACCUUCUUUGCGACAGAUGGUAUCUGUCACCCGUGGACGACGUAUUAGCAAGAGGUGGUGAAGUGCUUGACCUUGUCGCGGAGUGGUUCCCUGACUCAACGUUCCUCGGUAUCGACCUGUCACCCAUUCAGCCCUCGGAGGUUCCUCCCAACGUUCAUUUCAUGGUGGAUGACUUUGAGCACGAGAACGGAUGGGCACUGGACGAAGAGUUUUACGAUUUUAUCCACCUCCGUCACACACUUCACUCAGUGCGAGAUCGCAUGGAGCUCAUGAAUCGAGCUUACCGACACCUCAAGCCCGGUGGCUGGUUCGAGAUUCAAGAACUCGAGUUCUCCCCCCUCUGUGACGACGGCACAACACCCGAGGGUGAUGGCUACGGCUUCCGUGUUUUCACUAAUUACUUAGAGGCGGGAAUGAGAGCAUUGGGAUCGGAAAUGCACGGUAUCCGAUACGCCGCCGACGAAAUGCGAUUGUCGGGUUUCGAAAGCGUCCACGAGGACAGACGAAAGUGUCCGAUUGGCGACUGGGCCGCUAAGCCUGAAUUACGGGAGGCAGGCGGUUUGAUGCGGAGGACAAUCGAGGACGGCCUGAAAGGUCUGGCGACACGGCCUUUCAGAGCGCUGCAGUGGACGGAGGUGCAGAUCGAAAUUUUCCUCAUGAACGUGAGGCCACACGUUGCCAACAAGGGAUUCCACGCUUACCUCAACCACCGAACUGUAUACGGACGGAAGCCGCUGAACGCACCGAGACGAGCCUGA
This is a messenger RNA of Colletotrichum chrysophilum, 963 nucleotides long. RefSeq lists its product as uncharacterized. The transcript has 3 exons. NCBI's taxonomy places the organism in Eukaryota, Fungi, Ascomycota, Sordariomycetes, Glomerellales, Glomerellaceae. Gene Ontology annotation, molecular function: methyltransferase activity. The record is from RefSeq and is a predicted model, not a curated record. The coding region runs from base 1 to 963 and encodes 320 amino acids.